Messenger RNA from Seriola aureovittata, 2873 nucleotides. Its product is annotated as NLR family CARD domain-containing protein 3-like. The coding region runs from base 313 to 2439 and encodes 708 amino acids. Lineage: Eukaryota; Metazoa; Chordata; Actinopteri; Carangiformes; Carangidae. The record is from RefSeq and is a predicted model, not a curated record. The transcript is spliced from 9 exons.
CCCCUGACAAAGUUACUCUGCAGGCAUCGAGUGAAGAUUCUUCUUUUUCGGCUCUUUAGACGGUUUAAAUUAAGUGAAAGAGCGGGAAUCGUUGUAACAAGGGUCAGUUGUAACUCUUUCCAUUUGUCCAAUCAGGAACAAGAUGUCUCAAACCAGCUGAGAUCCAACACCUGUCGGUUUCUGUUUGUAUUUACUGGAGAAGAACCCCCACGAAAAUCGUCAGACUCCCACAGCUGAUGCUGCGAUGUCUGAGGAGCAGAGUGAACCCUGAGAUACGACUGUCUGCUGUCGGCCGUCACUGCCGUAGCAAAGAUGGAGACGCCUGUGAAGUUGCAGCUGCUGCACACUUUGGAGGCUUUGGGGUGUCGAGAACUGAACCGCUUCCAGUGGUACCUGCAGGAUCCUGACUUACUGGGUGGUUUCUCUGCCAUCAAAAAGUGUGAGCUGGAGAAUGCAGGGAGAGAGAAAACAGUGGAUUUGAUGGUCGGCGCGUACACUACUGAAAAUAUUAUGCAGGUGGCAAGGUUCAUUUUAAAGAAGAUGGAAAUGAAUGAAGGAAAAUGGUCACAAGUUUGGCCCCAAGAUCCAUCAGCACUUGCAGCUUUUGCAGCAGAGGCUCUUCACAAAUGCCAACCUAAACUCAAAUCUAACCUGAAGAAGAAGUUCCAGUUUGUGUUUGAGGGGAUCGCUAAAGCAGGAAAACCAACCCUUCUGAACCAGAUCUACACAGAGCUCUACAUCACAGAGGGAGGGACUGGAGAGGUCAAUGAUGAACAUGAGGUCAGACAGAUUGAAACAGCAUCCAGGAAACCAGUCAGACCAGAAACAACCAUCAGACAAGAAGACAUCUUUAAAGCCUCACCUGUAAGAGACGAACCAGUCAAAUCAGUGAUGACACUGGGAAUGGCUGGCAUUGGGAAAACAGUCUUAAUACAGAAGUUCACUCUGGACUGGGCUGAAGACAAAGACAACCAGGACAUACAGUUCACAUUUCCAUUCACCUUCAGAGAGCUGAAUGUGCUGAAAGAACAAAAGUUCAGCUUGGUGGAACUUGUUCAUCACUUCUUUACUGAAACCAAAGAAGCAGGAAUCUGCAGGUUUGAUCAGUUCCAGGUCGUGUUCAUCUUUGACGGUCUGGAUGAGUGUCGACUUCCUCUGGACUUCCACAACACUGAGAUCCUGACUGAUGUUACAGAGUCCACCUCAGUGGACGUGCUGCUGACAAACCUCAUCAGGGGGAAACUGCUUCCCUCUGCUCGCCUCUGGAUAACCACACGACCUGCAGCAGCCAAUCAGAUCCCUCCUGAGUGUGUUGACGUGGUGACAGAGGUCAGAGGGUUCACUGACCCACAGAAGGAGGAGUACUUCAGGAAGAGGUUCAGAGAUGAGGAGCAGGCCAGCAGGAUCAUCUCCCACAUCAAGACAUCACGAAGCCUCCACAUCAUGUGCCACAUCCCAGUCUUCUGCUGGAUCACUGCUACAGUUCUGGAGGAAGUGUUGAAAACCAGAGAGGGAGGAGAGCUGCCCAAAACCAUGACUGAGCUGUACAUCCACUUCCUGGUGGUUCAGCUAAAACUGAAGAACAUCAAGUAUGAUGGAAGAACCGGUACAGAUCCACACUGGAGUCCAGAGAGCAGGAAGAUGAUUGAGUCUCUGGGAAAACUGUCUUUUGAGCAGCUGCAGAAAGGAAACUUGAUCUUCUAUGAAUCAGACCUGACAGAGUGUGGCAUCGAUAUCAGAGCAGCCUCAGUGUACUCAGGAGUGUUCACACAGAUCUUUAAAGAGGAGAGAGGCCUGUACCAGGACAAGGUGUUCUGCUUCGUCCAUCUGAGUGUUCAGGAGUUUCUGGCUGCUCUUCAUGUCCAUCUGACCUUCAUCAAGUCUGGACUCAAUCUGAUGUCGGAAGAACAGUCCACAUCCUGGUGGUCUCAACUGUUCAGAAAAAAACCUGAACCAACAAACCUCUACCAGAGAGCUGUGGACGAGGCCUUACAGAGUCCAAAUGGACACCUGGACUUGUUCCUCCGCUUCCUCCUGGGUCUUUCACUGCAGACCAAUCAGACUCUCCUACGAGGUCUGAUGUCACAGACAGGAAGUGGCUCACAGACCAAUCAGGGAAUAAUCCAGUACAUAAAGAGAAGGAUCAGAGAGAUUUCAUCUCCAGAGAAGAUCUUAAGUCUGAUCGAAUGUCUGCAUGAACUGAAGGAUCCUUCUCUACAGGAGGAGAUCCAGUGGUACCUGGAGUUAACUAAAGAGACAACAGAGGAAUUCAGGCUUUGCCGUUUAUUACAGGAGUUAGGCAGCAGGCUGGAUGAUGAACUAAGCUUGCAGCGCAUGGUGAAUCAGCUCUCUUUUGGACAACGCUUUCUCGUGUAUCUUUUCGUCACCUGGAAUUUUUUAAAGUAUAGGUUUUGGGCUUUUUAUGCUUUUUUUCGAUAGUACAGUAGAGAGACAGGAAAGGGGGAGGUAGAGAGAGGGGGAAUGACAUGCAGCAAAGGCCGUCCGAUGCGGGACUGGGGCCAAUUCGGGGCCAACUGCAGCGAGGACUGUGGCCUCUACACAUGGGGCGCCUGCUUAAACCACUACGCCACACAACGCCCCGAACUCAUGGUAUUUAAGUGCAUCUGAUUUGAUUCCUCUUCCAUGUGCUUAGUUUCUCUCUGGUGUGGUCCUACGUGUCAUUUUACAGAUACUGAGAUUGAGAUGGUUUCAAAUGAUUCUACUCUUAUAACAUUUAUUGGCAUUUAUUUUUUACUUUGCUACCAUACGAAUUACUGUUUUUUUAAAUUGUUUAAUUUAAUAUACAACAAUAUUUCUGUUAAAUAAACAACAAUGUUUUAUUUCCAUCAAAAUAAAGAAAGUGGUAAAAAAUG